Manis javanica (Malayan pangolin) is the source of this 2829-nucleotide messenger RNA. The record is from RefSeq and is a predicted model, not a curated record. NCBI's taxonomy places the organism in Eukaryota, Metazoa, Chordata, Mammalia, Pholidota, Manidae.
UGCAGGUCCGGGGGAGGCGGGCAGGACGGAGAUACUGGGGCUGCUGGGCCGCAGGUGCUCUGGUGCUGCACCUUGUCAAGGACUCGCCGCAGUCCCUCAUGGCACCCCUCGCAUUUGGCGGCUCAGUGAGACCCCGGUUGGCUGGACGUCCCUACUUUCCAGUUAGGCCCCGAGUAGGACCAGGCCGAGGCGUGGCGGGACGUGAAACAGAUGCUAUCUGGCGCUGAGAGUGAGACCCUAAAACAAAGAAGGACACAAAUCAUGUCCCGAGGACUUCCAAAGCAGAAACCGAUAGAAGGUGUUAAACAAGUUAUAGUUGUGGCUUCUGGAAAGGGUGGAGUUGGAAAGUCUACUACCGCAGUGAACCUUGCACUUGCACUAGCAGCAAAUGAUUCGUCAAAAGCCAUUGGUUUGUUAGAUGUGGAUGUGUAUGGCCCUUCAAUUCCAAAGAUGAUGAAUCUGAAAGGAAAUCCAGAAUUAUCACAGAGCAACCUAAUGAGGCCUCUCUUGAAUUAUGGUAUUGCUUGUAUGUCUAUGGGUUUCCUGGUUGAAGAGACUGCACCAGUUGUUUGGAGAGGCCUUAUGGUAAUGUCAGCCAUUGAAAAACUGUUGAGGCAGGUAGAUUGGGGUCAGCUUGACUAUUUAGUUGUGGACAUGCCACCAGGAACUGGAGAUGUGCAAUUAUCAGUCUCACAGAAUACUCCCAUUUCAGGUGCUGUGAUUGUCUCCACGCCCCAGGACAUUGCACUGAUGGAUGCACACAAGGGUGCUGAGAUGUUUCGAAAACUCCAUGUGCCUGUUCUGGGCCUUGUCCAAAAUAUGAGUGUUUUCCAGUGUCCAAAGUGUAAACACGAAACUCAUAUUUUUGGUGCUGAUGGUACAAGGAGACUAGCACAGACCCUUGAUCUUGAUGUUCUAGGAGACAUUCCCUUACACCUUAAUAUAAGGGAAGCUUCAGAUAAAGGCCAGCCGAUUGUGUUUUCACAGCCUGGAAGUGAUGAGGCAAAAGCUUACCUGAGGAUUGCUGCAGAAGUGGUAAAAAGAUUGCCGCCACCUCUAGAGUGAUUCCCCAAGUAUCCUGGAAAUUCGCUUAAUGCUUAACAAUAAAAAGUCCUUUGAAAAUCAUCAGUGCAGCGGUGAAACCUACAGAAAUAAUAACAAUCAUGUAUUUGUAAGGAAAUAAUGUCUUAUUUUCAGGUAUCACUUGCUAAGCAAUAACUCAAAAAUAAAGUUUUCAUAUAUGAAUGCUUACUACAUUUAGGAAUUUCUUAAAAGCUGUAUACCGACUCUACAGAACUACAUUUUAUUUUGUCUGCAUUCCUUCAGGAAUCAUGAGUUUAUAUUAUAAGCCCACCCUUCAGUUCACAAGUGAACUGUACUCUUUUUGCAGGACUGCAGAGUUAGUCAUAUAAAGGAUUUACUAAAUUUGUGUAUGGAUAUAAGUGUGACACUUCUCCAUCAGCCAGUUUGGUCUGGGUUUAAAUUCAGUCUCUAGUACUAUCUUGAAUAUACUCUUAGUGUAGAUAAACCUCUGCUUCUUCAUCUGGACCAGACUCUUAUCUAGACUUAAUGAAUAUAAAUCUCCAGGGGUGAGGCCUGGACAUGUGUAUUUUUAACAAGAUCAUAACAAUUUUGAUGAUUCUGAUGGCAAUAAUAAUAGCUAACAUAUAUCAAGUAUUUUCUUGUGUCCUUAUAGUUAAUCUUGCAUUCAUAUGAGUGAGGUACUAUUGUUAUCUCCAUUUUACAGAUGAGGAAACUGAGGUAUGGGAUGGUUAAGUGUCUGGCUAAGGUUUACUAUUUCAGCAAGUGAUGGAGCUGGGAUUUGAACUUCGACAGUUGGAUACUGGCUUCCUCCUUUGGUAUACCGAAGGACAUUUGUUUAUUUCAAAUGAGGAAUAUAGUGUUCAGCAUUUCCUCAAACUUAUUUGACCAUGAAACUCUUUCUCCCCCUGCCCCCCACCUUGCCACCCCUUGUUAGAGCAUUUCAUGGAGUUCAUGUUUCAAAUAAUACAUUUUGAAAAACAUGUAUCUUGUCUAGCUAAGGCUCAGAGAGUCAAGGACUACUCAAGGUCAAGAAGCAAAGUAGUUGUAAAGCUGCAAGUAUUGAUAAGAAUCCUUAGUUAAUCCUCAGUUACAAGAGGUAAUCUGUGACCUUUGGCAAAUGUGUUGACAUAUUUUGCUCUGUAGUGAGACAGCCAGAAAAUUAGGCAAAGAAUUACACAUUACUACAAACAUGUUUUCACACACUUUGUUCAUAUACAAAAAUCGCACAUGAUGUUUAUAACAGCUUUAUUUGUAAUAGCCAAAAACAGCCCAGAGCUUUUCAGUGGGUGAAUGGUUAAACAAACCAUGGUAUAUCCAUACCAUAAAAUACUACUCAGCAACAAAAGGGAACAAACUAUGGAUUCAUGCAACAACAUAGAUGAAUUCCGGAGCAUUAUGCUGAAUGAAAAAGCCAAUCCCAGAAGAUUAUGUACCAUGUGAUUACAUUUAUAUAACAUUCUUGACAUGACAAAGUUACAGAAAUGAAAAAUAGGUUAGUAGUUUCCAGGGGUUAAGUAAAGGAGGCUGAGGGGGAGGGGAUUAUUUAUGGCUAUAGAAGGGCAAUAUAAGGGACCCUGGUAAUAAUGGAAAUGUUCUAUAGCUAUAUUAUGACUAUAACAAUGUCAAUAUCUUGGUUGUGAUAUUGUAGUAUAGUGUUGCAAGAUGUUACUAUUGGAGGAAAUUGGGUAAAGGGCAUAAGGGAAUCUCUCUAUAUUAUUUCUCACAACCAUAUGUGAAUCUACAAUUACCUCAAAAUAAAAAUAAACAUUUGAAUAAAAAAACAAA